CACAUAAAAAUAUACGAUAGCAAUUGAAAUGAUUAAAAGUAAUCAAGAAAUAAACUAGUCAACUACAACACACGGAAAAAUUCCAAAAUCAAGUGUGGCAGACAACUACUCAAAGCACAAAUUCGAACGCGGACAUCUACAAGCAUAAGAAUUAUUGGCAAAUCAGCUAUUGGAUAAUCGAUAAUGUUACGAAGAAGUGUUUUGUGUGCAGUUAAACAUAAGCAAUUUUGUCAUAGAUAUCGUGCCAUGUCCUCGCUUUUGUGUUCGAAAGCAUUAAUUAAUGGUAAUUGGGUGUCUGCCAUUAGCGGGGAUACCUUUGAGGUGAAAAAUCCGGCCAAUGGCAAAGUCAUUGGUAGCGUGCCCAACAUGAAUGAGAAAGAUGCACAAUUAGCAAUUACAGCUGCAAAAACUGCAUUCAAUUCUCAGGAGUGGACUUCAUUGACAGCAAAGCAGAGGUCCCAAUUAUUAAAGAAUUGGUAUCAUCUAAUUGAAAAGCACACUCAAGAAAUUGCUGAAAUUAUGACAGCUGAAUCUGGCAAACCUAUUGUUGAAUCCAAAGGAGAAGUUUUGUAUGGAAAUGCGUUUAUGGAAUGGUUUGCCGAAGAGGCCAGGCGUAUAUAUGGUGAAAUUGUUCCAACUCCAGUUCCCAAUCGGGAAUUAAUUGUGGUCAAACAACCUCUGGGUGUAGCAGCUCUAAUAACUCCAUGGAAUUUUCCGUUGGCUAUGAUUACCCGUAAAGCUGGAGCUGCUUUGGCUGCAGGCUGUACAGUUGUUAUAAAACCAGCUGAAGAUACUCCCUUUACUGCUUUGGCCGUCGCAAAAUUGGCUGAAGAAGCUGGUAUACCAAAGGGUGUUGUUAACGUUAUAACAUCAAACAAAGCUGCUCCUAUAGGAGAAUUAUUUUGCAAAAGUCCAGAUGUACAGGGCAUAUCGUUUACAGGAUCAACUGAAGUUGGUAAAUUACUUUACCGCCAAUCAGCCGAAGGCAUCAAGCGAGUUUCCUUGGAAUUGGGAGGAAAUGCCCCAUUCAUAGUCUUUGACUCAGCUAAUUUGGAAAAGGCUGUAGAUGGUGCUAUGGCUUCAAAAUUCCGCAAUUGUGGACAAACCUGCGUAUCAUCCAAUCGUUUCUUUGUACAAGAGGGAAUUUAUGAUAAAUUUGUAGCUGCUCUUAAAGAACGAGUUGAAGCUUUGAAAAUCGGUCCUGGUGAUAAAGACACAACUCAAGUUGGUCCUUUGGUGAAUGAAAUGCAAUUCAAAAAAGUUUCGGGAUUUGUGGAUGACGCACGUAGUAAAAAUGCUCAAAUUCUAUGUGGCGGCAAACCUUUGCAAGAAUUGGGUGAUCUCUUUUAUGCUCCGACAGUUGUCACUAAUAUACCAACCAAUGCUAAAAUUUACACUGAAGAGGUAUUUGGUCCGGUUGUUUCCAUCAUCAAAUUUAGCACAGAGGAAGAAGCUUUGAAAAAGGCUAAUGCCACGCAUCGUGGUUUAGCCGGCUAUUUUUAUAGUGACAAUGUUCAACAAAUAUUCCGCGUAGCCAGACGUCUUGAAGUUGGCAUGGUUGGUGUUAAUGAAGGUCUCAUUUCAGCUGCUGAAGCUCCAUUUGGUGGCAUUAAAGAGUCUGGCAUUGGACGUGAAGGCUCUCAUCACGGUAUAGAAGAAUACACUGAAGUAAAAUACAUUUGCAUGGGCAAUUUAAAAUACAAUUAAAAAUAAUAAACUCAAAAUACUCAACACACUCUUUCCGUAGUACGUAUCAGCUUUAAAUUUACGUUAACAAAGUCUUCCAGUCAUUAAAUGUUAGUUCUUUAUGUUUUAUUUUAUUUGCUUAAUAGUGUGAAAUAAAAUGCUAUAAUAAUUGUCAUAUAUGUUGUAA
This is a messenger RNA of Calliphora vicina (urban bluebottle blowfly), 1873 nucleotides long. It is a transcript of the gene Ssadh, whose product is annotated as succinic semialdehyde dehydrogenase. Bases 184 to 1707 code for a protein of 507 amino acids. Gene Ontology annotation, cellular component: mitochondrion. Gene Ontology annotation, biological process: GABA catabolic process. NCBI's taxonomy places the organism in Eukaryota, Metazoa, Arthropoda, Insecta, Diptera, Calliphoridae. Gene Ontology annotation, molecular function: succinate-semialdehyde dehydrogenase (NAD+) activity. The record is from RefSeq and is a predicted model, not a curated record. The transcript is spliced from 4 exons.